AUGUGCUCUGAUGAGGAAAAGAACGAUGGCCUUGGUUCUGCCUCUGAGUCUGAUGCUCUGCGUCUUGGAUCGAGGAGGGACGAGUUAUGGUCAUGGAUAUCAAUUGCUAUGAUGGCCGCAUGGCAUGGAAAAGACUCCCGGUUCCAGCGCAAAUGUACCGCUUCAAAGUCUGAACCCGCGUCGCGCCAUCCCAAAAUCAUGCCGAGCAGCCCGCCGACAAACGGAUGA
This is a messenger RNA of Plenodomus lingam JN3, 228 nucleotides long. RefSeq lists its product as uncharacterized. Lineage: Eukaryota; Fungi; Ascomycota; Dothideomycetes; Pleosporales; Leptosphaeriaceae. The record is from RefSeq and is a predicted model, not a curated record.